AUGGGGCGCACCAAACGCCCAGAGUACUCCCUGACCCCGGGGAACCCCCAGCAGAGACCUCUGGACGGCUUCUUACAGCCUCAGCCUGGGGCGAGCGGGGAUACCGCGAGCCCCAAGAUGGCGCCGGCACCCAGCCAGGGGCCGGAAAACACUGCACUGGAGAGGAUUGAAGGCACCCUCCGGGAACUAACCACAGCUAUGGCCACCAAAGCUGACCUGCAGGCCAUAACAGCCACCAUACAGGAAACGCUGCGGACGGAGGUCGCUGGACUCAGCACGGAGCUUGCCGCGCAUGCGGGCCGCAUCACCGCAUUGGAGGAAGCGGAUACGGCCCUCACGGCCCGCAUGGCGUUCACUGACAUUGCGGUUGCCAGACAAGGCGAGAUGCUGCUCACCAUGCGCCGACACCUCGAGGAUGUGGAUAAUAGAGGUAGGAGGUGUAACAUCCGCGUACGUGGUGUCCCAGAGGCUGAAGGGGCAGAAGAUGUUCAGGACACCCUUCAGGAGCUUUUCCAUUUAAUCAUGCAGCCGUCCCCGCCUCCACAGAUUGAAUUCGAGAGAGCACACAGGGCCCUACGACCCCGAAAUGCGGAGGACGGACCGAGAGACCUCAUCUGUUGUCUGAGCUCUUUCCCGGUGAAGAAUGCUAUCAUGGUGAAAGCCCGGGACCGCACAACCUGGACCUUCAGAGGGGCCCAGGUCUCACUCUACAACGACCUGUCAACUAUCACCCUGGAAGCCAGGCGAGCUCUUCGCCCUGUAACAGCGACACUACGAGAACAUAAUGUGACUUACAAAUGGGGUUUCCCCUUUGCCUUGAUGGCAAGGCACCAGAACCGGUGGGUUACCCUAAAAUGGCCGGAGGAGGUGCCGCGGUUCCUGGGAGAAUUAGGCCUCCCACCACAGACAAUCCCCAACUGGAUCCUGGGAUCACUGGGCCCCCCGCCGAGAACACAGAGGGAACCAAGGCAGCGGAAUGCGAGGGCUCCUGCUACUUCUCAAGCUGGAAGACAUAGGGAUCCAACAUCCCCAGAGGAAUAA
Messenger RNA from Pelobates cultripes (western spadefoot toad), 1041 nucleotides. The record is from the annotation of a GenBank genome assembly. Lineage: Eukaryota; Metazoa; Chordata; Amphibia; Anura; Pelobatidae.